Molecule: messenger RNA, 1599 nt
Organism: Lachancea nothofagi CBS 11611
Lineage: Eukaryota; Fungi; Ascomycota; Saccharomycetes; Saccharomycetales; Saccharomycetaceae
Source: the annotation of a GenBank genome assembly
AUGGCAGAUUUGAAAGCCUCUAUGCAGGCGGGAAGCUCUUCUUUCAAUAGUUCCAACGACGGCAAUGAACUACGUGAAUUACACAAGAAUGAAGAAUUUGUGGUAUCACACACCGUCGCGAAGAGCUCGGAAGGCCAGCCAGAAACGCGGCUCAGGAAGCAGUUCUCACUCUGGUCAAUCCUGGGGGUCGGAUUCGGGCUUACCAACUCGUGGUUUGGGAUUUCUACCUCCUUGGUUACAGGUAUAUCGUCGGGAGGUCCUAUGAUGAUCGUCUACGGAAUCAUCAUCAUCGCUAUGAUCUCCGUUUGCAUCGCUGUAUCUCUCGGCGAGCUAUCGUCGGCAUAUCCUCAUGCUGGUGGUCAGUUCUGGUGGUCUUUGAAGCUAGCUCCUCCCAAGUACAAGAGAUUUGCCGCCUACAUGUGUGGGUCUCUCGCAUAUGCAGGUUCCGUUUUCACGAGCGCCUCGACUCUUUUAUCUGCGGCCACAAUCCUAGUGGGAAUGUAUGCUCUAGUCCGCCCUGACUUCGUGGUUAAAGAUUGGCAUGUGGUCGUAUGCUUCGAGUGCAUGCAUGUGUUCUUGAUGCUAUUCAAUUGCUACGGUAGAUCCCUAUCUAUCGUAUCUUACAGUGCUCUUUACAUUUCCCUUUUUUCCUUUGUUACUAUUACCAUUACUGUGUUAGCAUGCUCUCGCGGGAACUACAACGAUUCUAAGUUUGUUUUUGCCACAUUUACCAAUGAAACUGGCUGGAAGACUAGUGGCAUCGCCUUUAUCGUAGGCCUAAUCAACCCAGCUUGGUCCUUUUCAUGUUUGGAUUGUGCAACUCACAUGGCUUUCGAAGUCAAAAAACCAGAACGUGUAAUUCCAAUUGCCAUUUUGGGAACUGUGGCCAUCGGAUUUGUAACGUCUUUCUCAUACGUUAUUGCUAUGUUUUUCUCUUUGCAUAACCUUGACGCCAUUAACAACUCAAACACUGGUGCUCCUAUUUUAGAUAUUUAUUUCCAGGCUCUUGGGAAUAAAGCCGGUGCUGUGGUGCUUGGCAGUCUCGUUCUGGUGACCUCUUUUGGCUGUGUGAUUUCUUGUCACACAUGGCAAGCAAGACUGUGUUGGUCUUUUGCAAGAGACGAGGGUCUACCAUUCUCUCGUUAUUGGGCAAGGAUCGACCCUCAGCUCGGUAUUCCUUUAAAUGCGCAUUUGAUUUCCAGUUUUUUCGUUAGUUUAUUGGGCGUUCUUUACUUGGCUUCCACUACCGCAUUCAACUCAUUGAUCACUGGGUGCAUUAUGUUUUUACUGCUAUCCUACAUCAUUCCCGUCAUCUGCCUGUUGAUCAAAAAGAGGGAUAUCAAACACGGUCCAUUCUGGCUCGGAAAGUUUGGCCUCUUCAGUAAUAUUGUGCUAUUGGGAUGGACUUUGUUUUCUUUGGUUUUUUUCUGUUUCCCGUUCCAGAUGCCUGUUUCGAAGAACAACAUGAACUAUGCUUCAGUUGUUAUUGUUGGAUGGUUGCUCUUCAUUUUAAUGUAUUGGGCUUUGAAGGGUCGCCACGUUUUUCACGUUGUCGAGGAAGAAGAAUUCGGUGAGACUGAUCCAUACCUCAUGGAGUAG